This is a messenger RNA of Octodon degus (degu), 5958 nucleotides long. RefSeq names its product GLIS family zinc finger 3 (gene Glis3). Gene Ontology annotation, biological process: regulation of transcription by RNA polymerase II. Gene Ontology annotation, molecular function: RNA polymerase II cis-regulatory region sequence-specific DNA binding; DNA-binding transcription factor activity, RNA polymerase II-specific. The record is from RefSeq and is a predicted model, not a curated record. The transcript is spliced from 11 exons. Gene Ontology annotation, cellular component: nucleus. The coding region runs from base 1967 to 4762 and encodes 931 amino acids. NCBI's taxonomy places the organism in Eukaryota, Metazoa, Chordata, Mammalia, Rodentia, Octodontidae.
AUCUCGGGCCGGCCCGGGCCACAUCUCCUGCCCGGGGCGAGGAGGAGCGGGGCGGAGCGGGCUGGGCGCAAAGUCGCAACUUAACUUUCUAAACAAACACAGUUGCGCGUGAGCGUGAGCGGCGGGGGCGCGAGCUGAUGCCGGGGGUCCGGCCGCCCCCCUGCCGCCGCCUCCUCCCCCUGCAGCCCUCGCGGACGCGAGCGUACGCUCGGCGCUCGGGCCGGGUUUCCGCGCUCCGGCCCGCGGCUCGGAUGCGAGUUUGCACUUCGGAAGGCGGCGGAGCCAGCGGAGCGCGCUGACGGGCUGGAGACCCGCUGCUCGGCGCCCGCCCGCUGUCACGCGUACCGGCUGGCCCGGGAAGGACGCGCACGCUGAGCUUUGUUGUGGAAAUCCCGGUUACCUGGUAAGUGGAUGCCAUAGGAACUUUGUUCGCAGGCGGGAGACGGGUUGCGGCGAGGCGCUCGAGUGCGAAAGUGGGGGGAGCUGGGGCUUGGGACACAAACUAGCAGGGAUUAGAAAUAGCUCUCUGCGCCAGCAAAGCGUUCGGGUGGGUGUGGGGCCACGCGCACCCCAGAUUCAGAAGUGUUUUUAGAGACCUCCGCCGGCUGAGGUCACAGCCACCCGCAAAGAGGCAUCAGACUGCGUUGUGUCCGUUCCCGAGAGCCCCGGGCGGAGACUACAGAAGGGAAAUCAACACGGUGUUAAAGUUUCGCCCCUUAGGAAGAGUUUUUGUGCUUUCUUGUAAACCGCAGGCGCUAGAAGGCUGCGUAGCCAGACCAGGUUGCAGGACGCACGGGCUGGUGCACGGCCCGAAUCCAGACCCCAGGUAUCUAUCUGGGAAGGGGAACUUGGGCGAAGUGGAAGCCCACGGGGUGACGCGAGGUCUUUCGCGCUCACACGGACUGUGGCUGCCUGUUCAGGUUCCACGUGUUUGCUAAGCUCCACGAGGGCUGUUUUGCACCCUGUGCCUCACGCAGGCGCGCCCCAUUGUUUGGGGGUCCCGGGCUUGGGGGUGGGCAUCCAGUCGGGCUGGCGACCUACGGCCGCCCGGAUGUAGCUGCGACCUCCCACGCCACGGGCGCGCAGACACCCUCAGCGCGCCCCGCCGGUUCGUCACCUCGCGCUUACAUUUUUAUGCGGCCCGACAAAAUGUCAGCACUGUUUGGAAAACGUCUGUCUUGGGGACUUUGUCCCGCUCAAGGCUCCAGUCCCUAUAAAUGAGCCUGUGUGUAGUUUGAAGUCUGUCGGAGCCGCUCUCUGGAAAGCGUGAGUGAGCAGCCGCUCUCCGAGCGAGACACACACCUUGCCCCAAGCGACAGUUCCAAGUUACUCACUGGAGCUGACAAGUCACCUCGAGGACGAGGAAAUCACCCAUGUGUCUGGAAAUCUUGGCCUUGGCGGGUUUGUCAUCCUAUGAAUGAUUCAGUUAGGUACCUGGAGGGAGAAACUUUGGGGAAGGGUUCCUGGCUCCGCGGUUCGCGUCCCGGGACUCGGUAGGGGGUUGAGGAGGCGGGGAGUGACGGGGGCGGGGCGCUGCGCCCCAGGGGUGCGGAGCGAGUCUGGGCUCCCGCAGGCUUCCGACUCUACGGGGCGGGCUGCGCGCGCGGGUCCCUUCCAGCCGCGGCGCCCUUUAAGCCUUCGACCUACUCGGGACUCGGUUGCACAACAGGAAGCCGGCACGAGUUUGUUUUGUUUUGCUGCUUCUGCGGACGCAGCCGAAGGUUAGGGGCGGAGGCGGUGGGGAGUGACGGGGUCGCAGCGACGCGCAAGCCAGCGGCCGGUCGCCUCCGCCUCCGGGCCCGCCCCUCGCUCGCUCGCGGCCGGGAGUCCAGGGGGCCGGGGCCUGACCCCCGCGGCCAGUGUGUGGGGCUUAUAACCCACACCAUGGAUAACUUAUUGGACUUUGCCUGAAAGGAGUCAGUAGUGCCACUGGAUAUUUGACCAUCCUGGCCACAGGUUUUUCAGGAUGAAUGGAAGGUCACGCAGCAUGAGUCUUCACCAUACGUCGGGAACCCCACAGGGGCCUGGGAUGGUCAGUGGCCAGCAUAUUCCUCCCAGCCGAACCCACUCAGGGACUCCUGGCCCCUCAUCUUGGGGCAACACACCGAGCCCCACUAUUGGAAGCCUUUCUAACAGCCUGCAUCGCAAGAUGCCCUUGGGAGGAGGGAUGGUUCUGCAGCACAGUGUGGCUGAGAGCCCCAUCCAUCUGCCCGCUCUGAGCCCCAGGAGACAAGUGCUCGCCAGUGAGAAGCUGAGAUUCCAGGUCGCCCAGCCUGGAGGCAUGUCAGGGACACACACUUUAAAGCCAAAGCAGCAAGAGUAUGGAAGUCCUUUUCCUCCAAAUCCUGGGAAAGGGGCUCUUGGCUUUGGGCCUCAGUGCAAGUCCAUUGGAAAAGGCAGCUGCAACAAUCUAGUGGUCACCAGCAGUCCCAUGAUGGUUCAGCGACUGGGACCCAUUUCACCUCCAGCAAGCCAGGUCUCUACAGCAUGCAACCAGAUCAGUCCUAGCUUACAGAGGGCAAUGAAUGCAGCCAACCUGAAUAUACCUCCUUCAGAUACCAGGUCCCUUAUUUCCCGGGAGUCUCUGGCAUCCACGACUUUGAGUCUGACAGAGAGCCAGUCGGCCUUGAGUGUGAAGCAAGAGUGGUCUCAGGGCUACAAAGCUCUCCCUUUGCUUUCUUCCACCCACGGCUCGCAGAAUGUCGCGGAUCUAGGGGACCUCCUUAGCCUUCCUCCGGGGACGCCCAUGUCCAGCAAUAGCAUCUCGAAUACCUUACCACCCUACCUUUUUGGCAUGGAAAAUAGCCACUCUUCUUCCUACCCUAGCCCCCGGCACUCAUCCACCAGGUCACACUCGACCCGCUCUAAGAAGAGAGCACUGUCCUUGUCCCCGCUGUCCGAUGGCAUCGGGAUAGACUUCAAUACCAUCAUCCGCACCUCACCCACGUCUUUGGUCGCUUACAUCAACGGGUCAAGGGCGUCCCCAGCCAACAUGUCCCCGCAGCCAGAGGUGUACGGGCAUUUUCUGGGUGUGCGUGGCAGCUGCAUCCCCCAGCCCUGCGCGGUGCCCGGUGGGCAGAAGGGCAUGCUGGUGGCUGGCGCGGGCCUGGCGCUGCCAGCCUACGGCGAGGAUGGUGCGCUGGAGUGCGAGCGCAUGCAACAGCUGGAGCACUGCGGCCUGCAGCCGGGGCAGGUGAACAACAUGGUGGUGCAGCACGGGCUGCCGGGCCCCGAAGGCCAGCCGACCAGCAUGCUCAAGACCGAGCGCCUGGAAGAGUUCCCAGACAGCGCCAUGGACCUGCCUUCCGCGCCCCCUCUCCCGCCUCUGCCGCCCCAGGGCCCGCCCCCUCCCUAUCACUCCCACCCACGCCUUCACCACCCAGAGCUUGUGGCCCAUGCCCAGCCCCUGGCCCUGCCCCGGGCCAGCGUGAAUGAAGAAGGGGAGAUGGACGACGUCGGGGGCAAGCACUGCUGCCGUUGGAUAGACUGCAGCGCCUUGUACGACCAGCAGGAGGAACUGGUGCGGCACAUCGAGAAGGCGCACAUAGACCAGCGCAAGGGAGAGGACUUCACUUGCUUCUGGGCUGGCUGUCCUCGAAGGUAUAAACCCUUCAACGCCCGCUAUAAACUGCUGAUCCACAUGAGAGUCCACUCUGGGGAGAAGCCCAACAAGUGUACGUUUGAAGGUUGCAAGAAGGCCUUUUCCAGGCUUGAGAAUCUCAAGAUUCAUCUGCGAAGCCACACAGGCGAGAAGCCGUACCUGUGCCAGCACCCGGGCUGCCAGAAGGCGUUCAGCAACUCCAGCGACCGUGCCAAGCACCAGAGGACACAUCUGGACACCAAACCUUACGCUUGUCAAAUUCCAGGAUGUACCAAACGCUACACAGACCCAAGUUCCCUAAGAAAGCAUGUGAAGGCACAUUCUUCCAAAGAUCAACAAGCAAGGAAAAAGCUGCGGUCCAGCACUGAGCUCCACCCAGACCUGCUCACAGACUGCCUCAAUGUGCAGCCCCUGCAGACGGCCACGUCCCCAAGAGACACUGCUGCUGACACCACCCUGGGACGGUCCCCGGGGCCAGGGCCAGAUCUCUACUCAGCUCCAAUUUUCUCCAGCAGUCACUCGAGCCGAAGUGGAACAGCUGCUGGGGCCGGGCCACCCCCACAUCUUGUCAGUCACCCUUCUCCAGGACAUAAUGUACAGGGGAGCCCCCACAACCCCCCUUCGCAGUUACCUCCACUCACAGCUGUGGACGCAGGAGCUGAGAGGUUUGUUCCUUCUGCGCCAUCUCCUCACCACAUCAGCCCCCGGAGAGUUCCAGCUCCGUCCUCAAUACUGCAGAGAACACAGCCUCCUCACACUCAGCAGCCGUCAGUUCCACACCUGAAGUCCUAUCAGCCAGAGACGAGCUCUUCCUUUCAGCCAAAUGGUAUCCACAUCCAUGGAUUCUAUGGACAGCUUCAGACGUUCUGCCCUCCACAUUACCCCGAAUCCCAGAGAACUGUGCCAGCUGGCAGCUCCUGCAGUGUGGUGCCCUCCUUCGAGGAUUGCCUAGUCCCUGCAUCCAUGGGCCAGGCUGGUUUUGAUGUUUUCCACAGAGCCUUCUCAACUCACUCAGGCAUUGCAGUAUAUGAUUUGCCUUCAGCCUCCUCAAGCCUCUUUGGGGAGUCUCUUCGCAGUGGGCCCGAUGACUCCACAUUCUUACAGAUCAGUGCUGUGGACCGCUGCCCCAGCCAGCUUUCCUCAGUUUAUACUGAAAGCUAAAGGCUCCGCUGACCUCUGCUGAAUACCCAGAAUCUCUUGAGUUGUUUGCUGCCUUUUCUUUUCAGACCAUCACAGGCUGCAUAAAGAAGGGUGUUAACCGGAUCGGUGAAGCCUGCAAGCUCACCAUGGCUUUGGAAAGCAGGAUGGGAUGAGCCGAGCUGGCUUCGCAGCAGUAUUUGCACUUGCUCCUUUUUCUCGCUGGAUUUGGUGACCACGUGACCAGCAGGACCAUCUCUUCAAAGGGAACAUAAGAGUUUCACUUUACUGGAUACCUGUUACUUCCUGGCUGUUAACCCUCAGAGGACACCAAUGAAAGGAUAUGGAUAUUAAAUUGGGGCUUGGGGAUGACCCUUGCUGAAAACUCCAAAGUGGGACGAGCCCAGUUACCAGAGGCGCAGGGAGCUGCUUCUCCCAACUGCAGAAGGUGCAAAGCCAAGCACAGUGAAGGGAAUCCACUUCCAAAGCAUCCUGCAGUCUCAACUCUCAGAAAUUCCUGAGUUUUUUUUCCCUCUUCUCUUAGAUAUCAUCAUGGUAAACAGUUGUAGUCAGUGUUUCCCCACUGACAGAAGGUUUUCUGUUUCAUCAACCUACUUUAUUUUUUUAAUAUUAGAGACUUGUUACUUAUGUCUGCUUAAGAGGAAAAAAAAUAACAAGCUUUUGUUUUCUGGGCAGAAAUCAUGAUCAUUGUAGUCACUAGCUAUAUACAUUUCGCCAUAGCUGUGGCUCUGCUUGGCCCAACUGCUGGAAUGUUCUGCAAUUUGCAAAGCUAUCUGGGGGGAACAGAGUGGGCAGUCGUGUGUGCACGCAGGAGGGCACACACACACACACACACACACACACACACACACACACACACUCUGUACCCAGAGCUGCAGCAGGAACCCUCAUGGACUGCUCAGUGACUCCAUUUGGAAAACUUCAUCCAUUGGAAAAGACCAUUUGAAUUGGUUGCUUCCUGCUUUCACUGUGGCACUCCACCUAAGUGCUGGGACUGCGGGAACAGGGACACGUGGCAGGUCAUAUGUGUCGUUCCCACAGAAAACCCACCCCAGGAUGCCUGGCAUCCAGUUACUUUGCACAGCCGCUGCCCAGCUCCCUCAGGGUACCCACACAUCCGCCUGUCUUUCCUGAAUAUUCUCCCCUUCCUGUUUUCUGGUUUUCACUUUUCACUUCUCAAUAGCUCUUUUUUUUUUUUU